GCAAAAGGCGCCUUCUCCCUCGCUCGCUCGUCCACGGAGACGUCCCCUUCUGUUUCUCCUUAUUCUCCGUACACUACUGCUGUCCACCCAAGAGAGCCUGCUCCCCCCGACUCAGGCCAAUCCCGUCGCCUAUUUCUUCGAACGAACACCUUUCCCCCUACCACAACCGUCUCCUAAGCCUCGGUCUUCCUCCGAGACAUACUCGCCAAUCCAGCUCGGUAUCCGAGGUCAUCAACCUUUAUCCCGCAACCUACCGCGCAUUCCCCAUUCUCGAGCUCUCUCCCGGCUCCAUUCCCAAGCACUCUCCCGCGGCUUACCCCGUACCCCAUUAAAUCAACUACACCUUGCAUCCCCCCGCGAAGAAGCACCCUCUUCCCUUGGUCAGGGCCCCUUUCCGUCAUCAACAAGUAGCAGAAAGCCAUGGUUGCCGUCGCCACUAUGCCCGCCCCCAUCGGGGAGCCCCAGAGGCUGGAGAAGAAGCCCGUCAAGUUCUCCAACCUGCUUUUGGGCGCCGGUCUCAACAUGUUCGAGGUCACCACUCUCGGCCAGCCGCUCGAGGUCGUCAAGACCACCAUGGCUGCCAACCGUGGCGACGGUUUUGGCACUGCCCUGGGCCGCAUUUGGGGACGUGGAGGUGUCCUUGGCUUCUACCAGGGUCUCAUCCCUUGGGCCUGGAUUGAAGCCUCCACCAAGGGCGCCGUCUUGCUCUUCGUCGCCUCUGAAGCCGAGUACUACGCCCGCAAUGCUGGUGCCUCCGAAUUCGGCGGUGGUAUCAUUGGUGGUAUCACUGGUGGUGUCGCCCAGGCCUAUGCUACCAUGGGUUUCUGCACUUGCAUGAAGACGGUUGAGAUUACCAAGCACAAGCUGGCCUCCACGGGCGUCAAGCCCCCCAGCACCUUCGCCACUUUCAUGGACAUCUACCGUAAGGAGGGUAUCAAGGGCAUUAAUAAGGGUGUCAACGCCGUUGCCAUCCGUCAGAUGACCAACUGGGGUUCUCGUUUCGGUCUCUCCCGUCUGGCCGAGCAGGGUAUCCGUGACUUCACCGGCAAGAAGGAGGGCGAGAAGCUCGGCGCCUGGGAGAAGAUCCUCGCGUCUGGUCUCGGUGGUGGUCUGUCCGCCUGGAACCAGCCCAUCGAGGUCAUCCGUGUCGAGAUGCAGUCCAAGAAGGAGGACACCAACCGCCCGAAGAAGAUGACGGUCGGCAACACUUUCCGCUACAUUUACUCCACCAACGGUAUCUCGGGUCUCUACCGCGGUGUUGCUCCCCGCAUUGGUCUCGGCGUUUGGCAGACGAUUUGCAUGGUUGCUUUGGGUGAUAUGGCGAAGACUUACGUCGAGAAGCUCACCGGAGACAAGGUCACGGCUAAGCAUUAAACAAAUGGCGUCACAACGGGUAUUCUAGAUCCAUGCCUGGAAAAGGGGAUUGGGCCGGUUGGCGAAAAAGGGUCGGAGGCGGACUCCGUAUGGGGGAGCUGCUGCGGCUUCCUCAAUACCACAGAUGAUCCCCGCCAUAACCCCGUGCGAGUGAAAUCCCGGGGCCUCGCGUCUGCAUCUAUUUAUUUGAUUUCUGUUCUAGAGAUGUAACGCUGCAGCAUGCGCCUUGCGCUCUUGGUGCUAUAGACGAAUGAUCCAUGAACCAGUUUCCAGUUGCAA
This is a messenger RNA of Colletotrichum destructivum, 1653 nucleotides long. RefSeq names its product Putative mitochondrial carrier domain superfamily. The transcript is spliced from 3 exons. The record is from RefSeq and is a predicted model, not a curated record. Gene Ontology annotation, biological process: alpha-ketoglutarate transport; mitochondrial citrate transmembrane transport. Gene Ontology annotation, cellular component: mitochondrion. NCBI's taxonomy places the organism in Eukaryota, Fungi, Ascomycota, Sordariomycetes, Glomerellales, Glomerellaceae. The coding region runs from base 421 to 1374 and encodes 317 amino acids. Gene Ontology annotation, molecular function: tricarboxylate secondary active transmembrane transporter activity.